Messenger RNA from Galleria mellonella (greater wax moth), 1761 nucleotides. It is a transcript of the gene CstF64, whose product is annotated as cleavage stimulation factor subunit 2 tau variant. The coding region runs from base 332 to 1636 and encodes 434 amino acids. Lineage: Eukaryota; Metazoa; Arthropoda; Insecta; Lepidoptera; Pyralidae. Gene Ontology annotation, biological process: mRNA 3'-end processing. Gene Ontology annotation, cellular component: mRNA cleavage and polyadenylation specificity factor complex. Gene Ontology annotation, molecular function: mRNA binding. The record is from RefSeq and is a predicted model, not a curated record. The transcript is spliced from 11 exons.
UACUUGCUGUUACGUUCUAUAACUCCUUAGCUAGCUUUCUUUGUUCUUCAUCAUAAAGUCAAACUAUAACUCCAACUCCAUGAUCAUUAAUAUUACACUAAAAUUCUUCUGUUCUUUUUUAAUGUUCCGUCUCGUUUCCUAUUUGUUAGUAUCAUAAUGGGCAACACUAGUCCCUUGCCAAAUUAAAAAAAAAGCAACCACCUAUCCAUAUUUUUAAAUUUAUCUAUAUUUGAUUGACCAUUUUAUCACGGAUUUGUUUUUAUUUUAUUGACUCCGAUUUGGUAGUUUUUGACUAUUAGUUUUCUAUUAAACUAUAUCAACCUAAAGCAAAAUGGAUAAGAGUAAAGAAAAAGAGGAGCAGAGUAUCAUGGAUAAGUCCAUGAGAUCUGUUUUUGUUGGUAAUAUACCCUAUGAAGCAACUGAAGAAAAAUUGAAGGAUAUAUUUAGUGAAGUAGGCACCGUGUUAUCCUUCAAAUUGGUAUUUGAUCGUGAGACUGGUAAACCCAAAGGUUAUGGAUUUUGUGAAUAUAAGGAUCAAGAGACUGCUUUGAGUGCUAUGAGAAAUCUUAAUGGUUAUGAGAUUGGUGGCCGAUCCCUUCGAGUUGACAAUGCUUGUACUGAGAAAUCAAGAAUGGAGAUGCAGGCUCUGAUGCAGGGACCACAGAUUGAAAAUCCUUAUGGUGAUCCAGUAGAGCCAGAAAAAGCACCAGAAGCAAUUAGCAAAGCAGUGGCAACUCUUCCUCCAGAACAAAUGUUUGAGCUUAUGAAACAGAUGAAGCUUUGUGUUCAGAAUAAUCCAACUGAAGCUAGAAAUAUGCUACUACAAAAUCCCCAGUUGGCAUAUGCAUUACUGCAAGCACAAGUUAUAAUGAGAAUCGUGGAUCCUGCCACUGCUGUGAGCAUGUUACAUCCUAAUAAUCCAGUGCCUCCUGUUCUCCAGCCAGGUGACAAACCACCCCAACAGAAUCAAUAUAUUCCAAGUAACCCUCCACAAGCGCAACAACAGCUACCUUCAUUACUUAGCAAUCCAGUGCCACCUCCUAGUCAGUUUGUUCCUCGGCCAACGAUUGGCGAUGUCGAUCUCCGCGGGCAGUCACGCAGUGGUGGCGCGGGUAGUAGCGCUACCACAGGGCCUCCUGUGGCGGCGGCAGGGAACCCAGGGCCCGGCGCGGGAGUGGCUGCCGGGGCUACAGCGCCGCCGCCGCUGCUGGACCAGGACAUGCGUAGUCUGCCACCAAUGGUGCCGCACCCGGUGCCUCCACCGCCUGCAUCGAUACCACCUCACGCUCAAGACACAUCUACUCUAUCUACGGAGGUACACGAAAUAAGCUUCCCGCGGGACCCACGAUUGGCAAAUAUCCAACAGCCGUUCAACGCGGAUCCAAGGAUGCGAGCCAACGAUCCGCGAUCCCAGUCAAAGAUGUCUCAACAACAAAUGCCCCCCGGCAUGCCAAGCGUUGCGCAGGCUAGAACUAUCCAGGGUAUACCAUCUGGCGCUUCAGAUCAGGAGAAGGCGGCGUUGAUUAUGCAAGUGUUGCAACUGUCGGAUGAACAAAUCGCAUUGCUACCUCCAGAACAGCGUGCCAGCAUCCUUAUGCUCAAGGAACAAAUCGCUAAAAGUACCCAGCAGCGUUAGUAUGGGUGGUUCGAUAUUAUUAAGUAAAAUUUUAACUCAGAUUGUAAUAAAGUGUAUGUUGUAUUGUUUGUGAGUUUUUAUAAGCGUACAAUCAAUUGAUGUAAUUAAAAUGGACUUUAUUCGAA